Phytophthora nicotianae INRA-310 is the source of this 2195-nucleotide messenger RNA. RefSeq lists its product as hypothetical. The transcript has 2 exons. NCBI's taxonomy places the organism in Eukaryota, Oomycota, Peronosporomycetes, Peronosporales, Peronosporaceae. The record is from RefSeq and is a predicted model, not a curated record. The coding region runs from base 7 to 576 and encodes 189 amino acids.
CACAUCAUGAAGCUAUACGUGUUCCUGUCUCUAGUCACCACCGUGGUCUCACCGGAGCCCCAAGAAGCUCCACAAUCUGGUAUGUUAAGUUCAGAUGAGCUGGCGAAGCUCCAGAACGCAGUGAGUCCCGUGCUCGCAUCGACCAACCUUCUGGACAGUGACGAGUUCUUCGUGUGCGGCUCUAGGGUGCCCGGCAUGAACGGCCACUACGUGUUGCAGCCUCCCGACGUGGUGCAAUCCGAUCCAGACACGCCCGUAUUUUUCAGAGAAGAUGACGACAACGAAGCUCUCGAGACGGAUUUCCGUCUGUUCCGCCACAACGGCUUCUGGAUGAUCGCCGAUGUCGAGCCGUGGCCGCCUGUAACUCACUUCCGCUGCGACCCCACUAAGUCUCAAGUCAUCGGCGUUGACGUCACGGAAGUGUGCGGCUUGGGGCAGUCCACGCCGCCACGUAUCGGCUACUCACCUGCUGAUCCAAAGCUGGGCGACUUCUCUCUUACGCUACACCGCGACGCCUGCCAAGAAGUGCUACAGAUUGACACGAGCAACAACUACUCUCGCAAGGACGAGCUUUAACUGCAUAAUCUAAAGCUGCUUGGUGUUUAUUGUACGUGCUCUCAGUUCCACAUCACGGCAAGGUUUUGCUUCCUGAUGGCGAAGACGCAGGCCAACGGCAGGUGAUCGGACGGACAAGUUGCGUUGGGUAGCCGCCCAGAAGCACGUCCGAAGAUAUUAGGAAGCAUCGGAGCACACCACGUCCCCAUGUAGCUUGUGCCUGAUGUUGCGUCGUCCGUCCAGUCCUCGGGUUUGUGUUUGACCCACUCGACGUCCUCGACACUUACGGGUUCGCGAAUAUCUUGACCUGUUGAUUCUAGUUCCUCCAGUGUCGGCAAUUCAAGCAGUUGGAACGGCGUUAGCUGUCCCGCGGAGUGGAAGAUAUAGUCGAUUGUCCCCUGAAAGUUCUCACUGGAGAACGUGAGCUCGGGCUCACUCAAAUACUCCGCAUAGGCACCAUAGGCACUCUCCAUCAGCUCACUGUGCACGAUCAGACUGUCCCGGUCAGCUCGAGGUUGUAAUGUGGUGUAUCGUUUCGCCUCUGCGCAUUGGUCACUGCCACCCACAGCCUUGUCAACCGAAGACAACAAAGGCCGUGGACACGCGAUCACGUUGACGACCGGCUUCACGUCACUCGCGUAUCGCGGCGUACGCCCCGAACCGUAGGAGACAUCGUACGGCUUCACGUCUGGAGGAACAUCUGUAGCGAGGAACAAAGGCUCCCCGUCUGAAUCUGUAGUGGUAGGCCCUAACUUCUUGUACGCAGCAUGUUCUAACGUGCUUCCAGGAGCUGAAGGUUGGCUCCAAUAUCCCCAUCCGUACGCGUUGCGAGCCAUCACUCGAAACUGAACGGGAGUUGAAGGUGUCGUUGACGUUAAAGAUGGCUGGGGUGGCUCCCAUGAAAUACGUAGAGAUGAGGACGUCGGGUCGUCGAUCACCGGACGCCCUGGAGCUGCCGGCGCCUCAGGAACAGGUCGUCGCCGGCCUGUGAGAAUCGUAUGGUAGACGUCAUUACUUGGAACUGCGUUGAAGGUCCCAGCUAACAGGACGGGCAGCUGGAAAUCCGCGUUAAACACAGCAAUCUGGCGGCACAGAUACUCAGUCUGGAGCACGCGUACACGCUCCAACUCGGACGUGGCACCCGAUGCAAGUUGCGUGUUGACUACACAGAGCGCAGACGGUAACGUCGAGGUCUCCCACGGCUGCAAACACACCAUUAACGCGAUCUUGUCUUGCUUCGCUCUAGCUGCAAGAUUCGCGUCGUUGAUGUUGGCACAUAAGUCGUUCAAAUGCACCUCAGCGGACCGGAACAGCUGAAAAGUUGACUUCCUAAACGCUGUCACGAGACCUUCAUCGAUAUCCUUGGUCACGGUUGUUGAAUCUGACGCUGCAGACGUAGCGUAAAUACUAUCGUAGCCUGCAAUAGCGAGUUCUGCAGCCCACCAGUCGUCAUACUCAUCGACUUCCUGUAGCACAAAAGCGUACUUAAGUAAGUACAGAUCAUCGUUAAGGCAAAUGUUAAGCAUUUGUUGGUACCUGCAGACACAUGAUGUCGGCAUCAUAUGAAAGGAUCUCUCUGCAUUGAUAAUAGUGAGUUAAGAUCACAAACUCCAAUGUAGCUCGCUAGGAUCUCUAACCGU